Messenger RNA from Peromyscus eremicus (cactus mouse), 767 nucleotides. It is a transcript of the gene Ptges, whose product is annotated as prostaglandin E synthase. Gene Ontology annotation, biological process: prostaglandin biosynthetic process. The coding region runs from base 86 to 547 and encodes 153 amino acids. Gene Ontology annotation, cellular component: membrane. Lineage: Eukaryota; Metazoa; Chordata; Mammalia; Rodentia; Cricetidae. The record is from RefSeq and is a predicted model, not a curated record. Gene Ontology annotation, molecular function: prostaglandin-E synthase activity. The transcript is spliced from 3 exons.
CCUCCUCCUCUCCACAGGCUGCCGUGUGGGACAGACACACUCAGUCAUUGCGUCCCGGAGUUGGAGCCCAAGCCGGCUAGCCGAGAUGCCUUCUCUGGGCCAGGUGAUGGAGAACGGCCAGGUACUCCCGGCCUUCCUGCUCUGUAGCACACUGCUGAUCAUCAAGAUGUACGCGGUGGGUGUCAUCACAGGCUACACUAGGCUUCGGAAGAAGGCUUUUGCCAACCCUGAGGAUGCCCUGAGACAUGGAGGCCUCCAGUUCUACAGGAGUGAUCCAGAUGUGGAGCGCUGCCUCAGGGCCCACCGCAACGACAUGGAGACGAUCUAUCCCUUCCUCUUCCUGGGCUUCAUCUACUCCUUCCUGGAACCCACACCUUUGAUCGCCUGGAUACAUUUCCUUGUUGUCCUCAUAGGCCGUGUGGUGCACACGGUGGCCUACCUGGGCAAGCUGAACCCACGCAUCCGCUCUGGAGCUUAUGUCCUGGCCCAGUUUGCCUGUGUCUCCAUGGCCCUGCAGAUCCUCUGGGAAGUGGCCCACCACCUGUGACCAGUGGCUGAAGCCUCUUCAACUACCACAUUGUGGACAGAAGCCACAGAGGCUGAACCUGGGGACUUGGUGUCUCUUCGAGAAUAGGGAUGGGCUGAGGUCCUGGGAUCCUGCCAUCUAGGUGUGUUGGAUACCUGGGCCCAAUGUGCGUGUGUGUUUCUUACUCUCUUGGGAUCUGGAUGAAGUGCCCAAUUAGAAUCACUUAUAGAUGAGUUGUCAA